This is a messenger RNA of Camelus dromedarius (Arabian camel), 2226 nucleotides long. Its product is annotated as phosphatidylinositol 3,4,5-trisphosphate 3-phosphatase TPTE2. Lineage: Eukaryota; Metazoa; Chordata; Mammalia; Artiodactyla; Camelidae. Gene Ontology annotation, molecular function: phosphatidylinositol-3,4,5-trisphosphate 3-phosphatase activity; protein tyrosine/serine/threonine phosphatase activity; protein tyrosine phosphatase activity. The transcript has 26 exons. Gene Ontology annotation, cellular component: cell projection; nucleus; plasma membrane. Bases 125 to 2056 code for a protein of 643 amino acids. The record is from RefSeq and is a predicted model, not a curated record. Gene Ontology annotation, biological process: protein dephosphorylation; phosphatidylinositol dephosphorylation; negative regulation of cell population proliferation.
AUAAAUACUGCUUUGACUUUGGCGUUUCAAGCAGAAGCCAGUUUUCUGCGAAAGAGGAGGAGUGCAUGCUAAUUCAGAGAAAUAUAGAUUAAUUGUAGAUUAAAUUCAACCACGAGACAAUGCCAUGAAGAGAUUAAAGGACAACCUAUGUGGUUGGUUCAUGCCUCAAAAAAAUAAAGUUAUGGAUGCCCCUUCGGGCUCCUCUGACAACAAUGACAAUGUGAGAAGUGACCCAAAUGAACUGACAUCAGGAAUCCAUCAUGGAGUCACCCAUGAAAGCACUUCCCUGAAUAAUCUGACAUCAGUAUCCUCUGAAGGAUUCACCAGUGAACACACUGCCUUGACUGAACUGACAACAGGAAUAGCUGAUAGAACCAGCACUGAAAGUUAUGACCAAAGCCAGUUGGAAGAAGUAAUUUGUGUUCAAGCUUUUGAAGGCACUUCCCUGAAUAAUCUGACAUCAGUAUCCUCUGAAGGAUUCACCAGUGAACACGGUGACUUAAGUGAAUUGAAAGAAGUAGUCUGUGUGAAAGACACUAAUGAAAGUGGAGUGGAACAGCUCUCCAGUUUGGAUGAUGGUGAUGUUGAGGAACAGCUCUCCAAUUUGAAUAAUGGUGAUGAAGACACUAAAUGUCUCAAUUUAUGCUGCCUCGUUAUUAAAGGAAUUGCGUACAUAAUUGUAUCAUCCUUUGCUUUCAGAGUAACUGGAAUUUUGCUGGUCUUUGUGGAUAUGUGCACCAUCAUUAUGGACUUAUUUCUCACUAAAAGCACAAUAUAUAUUCCUAUGGAAUACCAUUUUGUUUCUUUAGCUAUUGCUGCGUAUUUUUUCUUGGAUGUUUCCCUUCGAGUGUUUGUAGAAGGGGUCCUACCGUAUUUUUCUAAUGUAUUUAACUCCUUAGAUGCCACCAUUGUCGUGGUAACUCUGCUGCUUGAAAUUGUUUAUAACGCUUUUGGCUUUACGGCUCUUAAAGAUGUCCCCAAAUUGACAGUUUUUACCCGACCUCUACGACUUUUCGUUCUGUUAAGAGCUGUUCAUCUGGCUCAUCAAGAAAGACAUCUUGAAGCACUGACCAGAAGGAUGGUUUCAGAAAACAAACGGCGAUAUAGAAAGGAUGGAUUUGACUUGGACCUCACUUAUGUUACUGAACGUAUUAUUGCCAUGUCAUUCCCAUCUUCUGGAGGGCAGUCUUUCUAUAGGAAUCCCAUUAAGGAAGUCAUGCGGUUCCUGGAUACGAAGCAUGCAAACCACUACCAAGUCUACAAUCUUUGCAGUGAAAAAGCUUAUGACCCCGAGUACUUCCAUCACAGGGUCCGUCAGUACAUGAUUGAUGACCACAAUGUCCCCUCUCUGAUUGAGAUGUUGGCGUUCUCCAGGGACGUAGAAAAGUGGAUGGCUCAAGACGAGGAAAACAUCAUAGUGGUUCACUGUAAGGGGGGCAAAGGAAGAACUGGGACCAUGAUUUGUGCCUACCUGCUUGCCAGUGAACGAUUUACAACUGCGGAGGACAGCCUGUAUUAUUUUGGAGAACGACGAACAGAUAAAUCCACCAGCAACAAAUAUCAGGGAGUAGAGACUCCUUCUCAGAGUAGAUUUGUUGGCUAUUUUGCGAAGGUGAAAAAUACCUACAACUUGCAUCUUCCUCCAAGGAAAAUACUCAAGAUAAACAAGUUUGUGAUUUAUUCAAUUCACGGCGUUGGAAAAGGUGAUGGAAGUGAUCUAGAAGUACAAAUAAUGAUGAAACGAAAGACUGUCUUUUUCUGUUCAGCCUCCAGAUACUGUAAGAUAGUUCAUGACGCUGAAUCAAACAGAGUAAUAAUUAAUAUAUUCAACUCUCCACUUCUGUAUGAUGAGGUAAAAGUGAGGUUUCUCUCUUCGGCUCUUCCUCGGUACUAUGACAACUGUCCAUUUUACUUUUGGUUCCAUACAUCUUUCAUACAAGAUAACAGGUUAUAUCUUUCAAGAAAUGAACUGGAUAAUCCUCACAAACCAAAAACAUGGAAAAUUUAUCGUUCAGAUUUUGCAGUCGAGGUGUAUUUUGAUGAAGUUAAGUUGUAGUUACAACCAGCAGUAUCUGAUUAAGUGUAGUCCCCUCUUCUAGGAUAGAAUUCUAGGAUAGAAUCAUAGUCUUCCCAAUCCUUUCUACAUAUUUAUAGCUUUUAAACCUGUUUCCUUACUGAUAUAUUUAUGUAAUGUACAUGUUCUUGAUACGUCUAUUAAAUAUAUAU